AUGAUUAUUGAUGAAGAAAACGGGCCCAUAUCCAAUAGGGCGCGGAAGCAAAACAUUCGUUCGUGCAAGGUUGGAAUUAUGCCCAGUCAGGUCAUGAGUGUUCGUAGCGUUGCUAGGGAGCCGAGUAGUUCUUUCGGGCCGGAGGAUCACGCCGGGCUGGUUCACCCACAUGAUGACGCUUUAGUCUUAUCUGUGGAUGUAGCGUAUUGCACUGUGCAUCGCAUAUUUGUAGAUUUGGGUAGCGCUCUGAAUAUAAUAUACAAAGACCGUUUGAUAGCGAUGGCUCUAGAUGCCACCUUGAAACUGCUAGGCAAUCUACUGUAUGAUUUUACGGGAGAAUCUAUUUUACCGCUAGGAUCGUUGGAGCUACCAAUGACGUGGGGAAAGGAAUGGGCCUCGCGAACUCGUAUCCUAAAAAUUUUAGUGGUAGAUUUUCCAAAACCAAGUUAUAAUAUCAUCAUUGGGCGGCCUGCGUUGAAUGCUUUUCAGGCCGUGAUCUCUAUGUACCACCUGAAGAUGAAAUUUUCGCUUGAAAAUGACAGGGUUGGGGGAGUGAUUGGGAGUCAAAUCACAUCAAAAGAGUGGUGUUUUGUCAAAAGCUUAACGGCCCCGGUUGGCUCCAAAAGAACACAGAGUUGGCAAGGAGGGCCAGCGGAGAAGAUCGCCAGAGCUGGAGGAAGCUCGGGAAACACAGCCAAACAAGCUGAGAUAGAGGAGAUCGGGAGGUUUCCCGAAAAGCAACCAAUGAUUUCAACUGAUGACAGAUGUAUGUUGAUGGAGCUAUUCCCAGGAAAGACAGGUUUCACUACUCGGGUGGGAACUGAGAUGUCUCCAUCCCUGAAGAAAAAAAUGAUAGAAUGCUUGCGGCGCAAUGCCGACGUGUUUGCUUUUACCACAGUCGAUCUAAAAGGGAUUGAUCGGACACUAGCAGAGCAUCGCUUGAAUGUUGAUCCAGCAAAGAAGCCGGUUAUUCAAAAAAUAAGGCAUUUUGGACCAAAAAAUGACGCGGCGAUCAGGGAGCAGGUGAAAGCUCUGUUACAAGCAGGUCAUAUAGUGGAAGUGUUAUACCCUGUUUGGUUGUCAAAUGCAGUAAUGGUUGAGAAGAAAGAAAAAGAAUGGAGAAUGUGUGUUGAUUACAGAGACUUAAAUGCAGCUUGCCCAAAGGAUUGUUAUCCUUUGCCCCGUAUAGAUCACUUAGUAGACUCAACCGCUGUGUGUGAGUUAUUGUCCAUGAUGGACGCUUUUCAAGGCUACCAUCAGAUCAGCAUGCACCCGGAAGACAUAGCAAAAAUAGCAUUCACGGUGUGUUGCGGGGUUUUUGGGUUUGCGAGAAAGCCAUUUGGGCUUAAGAACGCCAGAGUAACGUAUCAGCGCAUGAUGGAUACAAUUUUCCAAAAUCAAAUCGGGCGCAUCAUGUCAGUAUAUGUCAAUGAUAUGAUGGUGCAAAGCAGAGCUGCCACUUCUCACCCAUCAGACCUGGAGGAGGUGUUCAAGGUUAUCCCACAGAACAGGCUAAUGUUGAACCCGAAGAAAUGCACAUUCGGUGUCAGAACUGGAAAAUUCCUGGGCUAUCGAGUGACCCCGUAG
Molecule: messenger RNA, 1587 nt
Organism: Salvia miltiorrhiza (redroot sage)
Lineage: Eukaryota; Viridiplantae; Streptophyta; Magnoliopsida; Lamiales; Lamiaceae
Exons: 1
Coding region: 1-1587 (528 amino acids)
Source: RefSeq, a predicted model, not a curated record